CUCGUCCCUCCUCUGCUUGAAAAGUGCGCUCAGCGGGGAAAGUUGGGCAGAAAGUCCACAGUGCGUGUCCACGCACAGGCGAUGCACACCUUGCCAGAGGUGAGAAAGUGCGUGGAAGCAACAUUCCGACGCGUUAAUGAGAUGAGUUGGCUCCCUCAGAUGGCUGCUUUGCCCGCGCCCACUUGUGGAAUAAAGUUGGGUCAGAACCAAAAGACUUGGCGCCUCUUCGGUGACUUUUAGGAGCUUCCAGCGCCACGUACACUCCCGCUGACAUGAAGACGCUCUACAUCGCCAUUGAAGUGGCCAUCGCGCUCCUCUCCGUGUCCGGCAACGUGCUGGUGUGCUGGGCGGUGGCCAUCAACACCACCUUGAAGAACGCCACCAACUACUUCCUGGUGUCUCUGGCCGUGGCGGACAUCUUGGUGGGCUGUCUCGCCAUCCCCUUCGCCAUCACCAUCAGCAUCGGCAUCUGCCUGGACUUCUACGGCUGCCUCUUCCUCGCCUGCUUCGUCCUGGUCCUCACGCAGUCCUCCAUCUUCAGUCUCCUCGCCAUCGCUAUCGACAGAUACUUGGCCGUCAAAAUCCCGCUAAGGUACAAAGAGCUGAUGACAGGGAAGAAGGCCAGAAAGAUCAUUGCUAUUUUAUGGAUCCUGUCCUUUGUCAUCGGGCUGGUGCCUUUCUUCGGUUGGAACUUAAAGGACUCGAUCUGCGGGAGAGGCAACACCACAGCCGACAACAAAACUGACUUAUUACGGAGCUGCAAGCUGAAGUGUUACUUUGAGAGCGUGGUGGACAUGGAGUACAUGGUCUACUUCAACUUCUUUGUGUGCGUCCUGCUGCCGCUCCUCCUCAUGCUGGGCAUCUACAUGAAGAUCUUCAUGGUGGCUCAGAUGCAGCUAAGGCAGAUCGAACUCAAGUGCGUGUCCAACGGGGACAGCCAUCACCACAGCCUGCUGCAGCGGGAGAUCCGCGCCGCCAAGUCGUUGUCCAUCAUCGUGGGGCUUUUCGCCAUCUGCUGGCUGCCCGUCCACAUCCUCAACUGCCUGACGCUCUUCUACCAGAAGCUGCACAAGCCCGAGCUUGUCAUGUACGUGGCCAUCAUUCUGUCCCACGCCAACUCGGCCGUCAACCCCAUCAUCUACGCCUACCGCAUCCAGGACUUCAGGAACACCUUCCGCAAGAUCCUGGCCCAGCACAUCCUGUGCCGCAAAGAGGAACAGUACCUCAGCUCUAAUGGCAGUGGGCGCAACAGAGACCAGAUCCGCAUGACCACAGACCCUCUGCUAUAGUCAGCAGUAUUUCCAUGUUGUCAUGUUUACAGAAGCAGGGGAUGAGCUGUGAGGUGUCUUGCUUAACUUUUAUAUUGCCAAGGACUACUUUUAUUGUUGUUGCUAUUGUCUUAUUUAACACCAACUGGAUGAACAAACGUUCUGAAUCACUGCAACACUCCUCCUUUUAUACUGUCUGCAAAUGUUUGUUAUUAUUUAUUACAACGUUGUCUUUGUCAACAACAAACGUCUUGGUGGAUUUCAACCAGUACUACUUACCACGUACAAUACAAGUACUUCUGUGCUUAGUUUUGACCGUGUUUUCUUUUCUGUACUACAGUGGAAGCCGUCUAAGUCGACGUCCUUUAGAAUGGCUGACUGUAUGUAACCAAAACUCAAAUUAGUACCGUAUUUUCUGCACUAUAAGGCGCACCUUCAAUGAAAAACGUUGUUCAUAUAUAAGGCGCACCGCAUUAUAAGGCGCAUAGAAUAGACGCUACAGUAGAGGCUGGGGUUACGUUCUACUUUGAUUAGAUGGAGGUGCGCUAAAGGGAAUGUCAACAAAACAAAUAGUGAUUGUACUGACACUUCUACUUGCUGCUCUCUGUUCAACAACCCACUGUUCGAGUUUGUCCUCCAACUGUAGCCAUCUGGCUUUGUUCCCUCGGAAACUCUGUUAAGUCUUCUUUACUUGGCGCAGGUCAUCAUGUUGCUUCCUCCACUUCCGCACCGUUGAUUCGUUAAUGUUAAAUUCUCUCGCCGCUGCUCUAUUCCCGUGUUCUACUGCGUGACUGAUCGCCUUGAGUUUAAACUCUGCGUCGUUAGCGUGUCUCUUAAUAGGAGCCAUUUUGGGGUCUUUACAUAAAGUUUAGGUCUCGCCACUACGGUAGGCAGCCGCCAACUUAAUUUCCCCCGUAGAAGAAGAAGCACUUCUUCUUCUACGGUAAGCAGCCAUAGAAGGGGGAAAAUGAAUGGUCUCGUAGUUGCGAGACCUGUUGUGGCUCAAUAUUGGUCCAUAUAUAAGGCGCACGGGAUUAUAAGGCGCACUGUCAGCUUUUGAGGAAAUUUGAGGUUUUUAGGUGCACCUUAUAGUGCGGAAAAUACGGUACACACUUUACAUUUACCACAGACAUAAAGAGAAAUGGCGAUCAUUAAAGAUGUUCCUAUUGUAUACUACAGUAGUACCUCAACUUAAGAGUGCUUUGAUAUAAAAUCUGUCUUUUGACUAAUUAUGCUGUAAACUGGAAUAGUAAAUGUCACAGUGCAGAGCCACCCAGAACAUCUGGUCUUACUAGCUAGCAUUAGUUUGCGAUUUCUCUCUCCAAAAUUGCCAUUCAAUUUGCGAUUUUAAUAUUUGAUAUAUAAAAAUGCAUAACACUGCGAAAAUAACGAAUGAAGGAAGACAUGUUACUUUUAGACUGUCAAUCAACAAAUUCUUGUCUUAAGCUGCCACACAUUAGAACAAAAUGCAAUAAUUUACUUAUUUGGCUUUAUGCAGACAGACUCUGAGCUUUUGUCUACAUCAUGCUCUUAAACUGAUUAAAUAAUCAAUAAAACCUAUACAGUGAUUAUAAAGUAAUGUAAUCAUAAUAUACAAUAACAAUGCAGGUAACUAUUUAAGAUGAUAUAAACGUGUAUUUUUCAUUACUGUAGAAUUGUAUCAUAAACAAAAACAUAAGAUGGACUCAUUUGUGUAAGCAAACAAUUUGCUUAAAUAAAUAUUGAACAUCUUUAAGUGCAUUUUUUUCCCCCAGUUGGAAAAAUGAGGUUGGGUUGUCUUUUUGUUUGUUGCCAUCACGUGAUCGCGGCAUCCUCUCUCCUUCGUCUGUGUUAAUAGUCGUAUAUCGCCCGUCCAAUAUGAGGUUGAAAAAUUACCACAACGUGAUAUUUGGCUUUGAAAUCAUUUUUUCCCCUCCUACCUUUUCUAACUUAGCGGCACUACUCACUGGCGAGUAGAGAGGCUGUCUGUGCUUCCUGUGUAUGUAAAGCUGGCGCCCCACGCUCUGCCCGCCAAGACAAAGAUUUCGAAUGACUGAAGUGAGGGCUCACUGUGUUCAGUUAAUUCUACUGUUAAAUAAACGCACUUAUGUAAUGAGAGCGAUGCACAGAAUGAGACCUCUUACUCCCUAUUAGAAGCGAGAGACAAACAAACGUGAGGCUCCAAAAUUCUGAUAGACGAACCUGUCUGUCAAUCAAAUGCAGGUGACGGUUGGACGGGGGCCUCAGCCUCUUUUGGUUACCGGUAUUUAUUUAUUGCAUUAGUUAAAACCUCAAUGUCAAUCGUGCAGCCCUAGCUCAAGAUUAAUUAACAUAACUGUUUGUUAAAUCGUGGGAAGGAAGAAAGAGAGUGCAAAGGACAGUACUAAGACAAAGUGGAUGACAGUCAUUGAUUCAUAUGAAGAAAUCAAAAACAUGACUUGGCGAAGUCAAAUAAUAAAAAUAGGAUGUAAAAAAAAACGUGUUGAACGCUGGCCUAAGCCACAGAUACUCGCUGUUCCUUUUUUCUAAACGUUGCACUGAGUUGCAGGACGGGCAGACAAUCAGCUCGCUAGUUAGCUAACCAUCUAGCUGGCACAGAGCCAUCUAGCUGGCUUACUUGUUUUCGCUCUCCGAGCCUCAACGUUGACGGCUGUCCACUUUGCUGCUAAUCAUAUUUGGAUGAUAACAAUCCAAACAGUUAGUUCUGAACCAGUUAUAGUUGUAGAGUAUUUAUUAGUAGCCAGCGAGAAGGUAUAUUUUUGACGUGACGGAUUGUAAACAGAGGUCCCAAGACUGGAAGUAUAAUACCUGAGGGGGCGUGGCUACAGGAUAGAGUUGCCAAAUGGGAAACCAUUACUGACAUCUUUAAAUGCAUGUUAUAGAAUUUUACAUGACAUUUUCAGUGGUCAUAAUGUUAUUAAAUGAUCUACUAAAAAUAUGUGGUACAUUACAUGUGACAUGUAAAAAGGCAGCCAAAAGAGGUUGGUAGAUGACAAUAAACCUAAAGUAAAGUGUAGAAAUGCACCCAAUUGCAGGAAAUGUAGUCUUGAUUUUUCUAUAUUGUCUUUCGGGGUUUGCGUGGCAGCAAUUUCUGCGGAGAGAAAUGUUGCUCUUUUUUUCUCAAAAGGUGCGCACAUCCCUGUACUGAAGCAGAAUGAGUUAACGCCAGCUAAGAAUGUUGAAAGAAUAUCUAAAUGGUGGACAUUUAUCCAUGAAAAUAUGAAAAAGCUGCUGAUGGUGUGGUUGAUGGAGAAGCAACAUGAAGGAGAUACCGUAGAAGUCCUCUCUCCAAGGUAAAUGUUGUACAUUAUUCUUACAUUAGUUCAUACAACUACUGUAGUUGUUAGUUGUAUUCUAUUGUAUUGUUUUUAUACAAUAUUUAUUAUCUGGAUGUUUGUUUUUCUUUUUAAAAGGCAUGUUACAUGUUAGAAUAAUUCUGUUUUUGGGGAGAUAAGUACCAAUUGAAACAAUUUCUAUUCAUUUCAGCUCUGUUACAGAACCCAUUAAGCUCGUAUGCUGAGAUACUACUGUAUUAUACUUUUUUAACAAAGCGACUGCGCUAAUUUCACUGCAUGUAAUGACCACAAUCACAAUAAAGCCCACGUAGGUAUGCAAAUCUUAACUCAAAUGUGUGCAAUUUGUCAGUUUCUAUGGUAAGAUCCAGGUUACGACUACCAUGCUUUUAUUUUAAAGCUUACUUUGAACUGAACAUGAAAUCACUGCAUUCACAUUCUAUUGCUCUGUAACUACUUGUAGACAGUAGUUGGACUGCUUAGUGAUCAUGAUGAAGUUGACAAUAC
Molecule: messenger RNA, 5047 nt
Organism: Entelurus aequoreus (snake pipefish)
Lineage: Eukaryota; Metazoa; Chordata; Actinopteri; Syngnathiformes; Syngnathidae
Gene: adora2b
Product: adenosine A2b receptor
Exons: 2
Coding region: 273-1289 (338 amino acids)
Biological process (GO): G protein-coupled adenosine receptor signaling pathway; vasodilation; adenylate cyclase-activating G protein-coupled receptor signaling pathway
Cellular component (GO): membrane
Molecular function (GO): G protein-coupled adenosine receptor activity
Source: RefSeq, a predicted model, not a curated record